Messenger RNA from Haemonchus placei, 612 nucleotides. NCBI's taxonomy places the organism in Eukaryota, Metazoa, Nematoda, Chromadorea, Rhabditida, Trichostrongylidae. The record is from the annotation of a GenBank genome assembly.
CUGUAUUCUUUAGAUGCAUCCCCACAAGAAACGUUCUGCUCUCCAAAUGAACAUCCACUGGAAUUCACCUACGUCUAUUCCUUUUUCCUACGUCCACCCGGCAAAUUUGAUCCGAUCGAAUAUGCCCAGAACGUCCAACAAAUUGCGGCAGUAUGUUCAGUUGAACAGUUCUGGAGUGUCUAUCGCCAUAUAAAACGGCCUUGCGAUAUCGGCGAAAAAGUAGAUGUUCAUUUCUUCAAAAAAGGUAUCAAGCCGGUUUGGGAAGAUGAAGCCAAUAUAAAAGGAGGUAAAUGGAUCCUUCGAUUGAAAAAGGGUCUGUCUUCUCGAAUAUGGGAAAAUCUUCUACUCGCAAUGGCUGGAGAACAGUUUCUUGUUGGUGAUGAAAUUUGCGGUGCGGUAUGUUCUGUGCGUAAUCAAGAGGACAUUGUCUCUCUGUGGAACAGGACGGCUGAUAACAUUGGUGUAACGAAUCGUAUACGUGACACAUUGCGUCGAGUACUGAACCUACCGAUUAACGCAGUUAUGGAAUAUAAACGUCAUGAUGAAUGUCUGAAGUAUGUUUUUGUUUCAAUUUCUCUUGAGUUCCUCGAAUUCUUUUGCUUUAUUUAUUGA